GAGUGGAGAGGAGGCACGUGGGAGAGGAAGGGCGAGGGACCCGGGCCAGAGAAGCCCUUCGGAAAAGAGAGAUCUAAUGGGGUUCCCUUAAAGUGCCCUCCUCCUUCAAGAGCCGAUAAGUUAUGGUUGGUUUUGAUCCACGGUGCACAUCAGUGGUGACAGGAAAAGACGGUGCUCGUCAACUGAAGACGACACCAUGGAGCCGUCUAGUAAAAAGCAACAACAUCAACACAAGCAGGAUUUAGGAACUUCAACUAAAAAGAAGAAGGACAGAGAAAACAGGAAUUCCAUAUCUAAUGAUUUAGUUUUUGACUGGACCCAAAAGAAUGAGUUAGUAGUAGUGUCAGUACUAGUGGGUCCAGGUCAUGACAACCGAACUGUUAAUAUCCACACUGAGCCGACGCGACUGUCUGUGUCCCUGCUCGAUGGAAGGAAGUUCUCCACCAAGCUUUAUGAAACCAUUGUACCUGAGGGUACUUCCAUCUCCUUCAAAGGACCUCGUUGUAUUAUAAAACUUCUGAAAAAUGACCCCAACAUAGAAUGGCUUCAAUUAGAGCCUAACAAGAAAACCCCCGAGAGAAUUAUUACCAGCAGAGUAAAGUCAUCAUCACCGUCACCGGGCAAAAAUGCUGACAAGGAAGACUUUGAUGACAAAGUAGACAAUAAUGUCAUUCCAGUCACAAAUAUCAAGACUGACCAUGUGGAGAGAGAUGCAGAGUCUCUCUUAGUGAUAUUUCUUUACGUGAAAAAUGUUAAUAAAGAAACUGCUUAUGUUAAGUUCACUGAAGAUUCUGUGACUGCACGAUUCUCUACAAGUGAUACACGGUUCCUUCAGCAACACCCGGGCUCAAAUGAAGAAUCUUUAUUCGGAUGGUACUUGACUCUUAAAGAUAGAGUUGCCCUUGAUGAAUGCAAAUUUAAGGUUAAUGCAAAUAAUAUAGAAAUCAAGCUUAAAAAACAAACCAAAAAAAAGUGGGGCUCUCCAACUACUGUUGCACCUGAGACUGGAAGUAACAAAGUUGUCAAAAAUACAUGGAUGGCGGCAAGCAAGUCGGAAACCCCAAGUCUUUCCAAUAUCCCACCUGCACCACCAACACCACCAACCCCAACAGAUAGCAAGAAACCCAUGUGCUUAGUGUCUCCAGUGACCAAAGGAAUGCGCGGCAGCCCACCAACCAAUUACCCUUCCUCGUCAAAUGUGUGUGAUGGAGGUGGUACAGUUACCCCUCGAGGAACUACUGGUCUAGAUAACAUAGGCAACACUUGCUUCAUGAACAGUGUUCUGCAGUGCCUAGUCAACACUCAAGAACUCAGGGAAUAUUUCUUAGAUUCAAAUUUCCAGCAGGACAUCAACAAAGAUAAUCCCUUAGGCAUGGGAGGGAAAUUGGCUGUGUCCUUUGCCAUUCUCAUGAAGCUUCUGUGGUCGGGGUCACUAAGGUCACAUGCACCUACCAAGCUCAAGUCCAUGAUGUCAAUGAAGGCCAAUCAGUUUUCUGGUUUUGCCCAGCAUGAUGCUCAGGAGUUCAUGGUUGAGCUGUUAGAUGGUCUCCAUGAGGAUUUAAAUCGUAUUAAGAAGAAGCCUUACAUUGCCGAGCCUCCAGAUCUGGAUGGAUGGCCAGACCACAAGGCUGCUGGUGAAUCGUGGAAGCUGCAUAAGAUGCGUAAUGACUCUAUUAUCGAUGACCUCUUCAAAGGCCAGUUCAAGUCUACCCUUACUUGUCAUCAGUGUAAUAAAGUUUCGGUGAAGUUCGAUGAGUUUUGCUGUCUGUCUGUCCCAAUCCCGAAAGACCAGAAGAUCAUCCAAGUGAUCUUUUUCUGGAAGGAUCCAUACCAGAAACCCAAGAAGUUUUUUAUUAGAGUGUGUGCAGAUGCUGGAGUAGAAGAACUCAAGAAUGAAUUAUCAGAACUUACAGAAGUUCAGCCAAAUUGUAUUCAGGUGUUUGAAAUGUUCAAAUCGAAGAUCCACAAGAUAUUUGUCAAACAGGCUUCCCUAUCAUCUGUUGUUCCCAGUGAUACGCUCAUGGCAUAUGAAGUCUAUAAUCAGCAUCAGGUUGGAGAGCCUGUGGUGGAAGUAGCAGUGGUUCAGCGCAUGAUGAUUCCCAACCCACCCACCCGCUGUGCUUACUGUUCGAGAAGUGCUGCUCCUGGGACCAAGCUAAGACGCUGUACCAAGUGUUUUAGAGCUGGGUAUUGUCACCAGGCCUGCCAGAAAAAUCAUUGGUUGAAUCAUAAGGUACAUUGCAAGCUGGUACCAGAGCCAGUGGGUUGCCCGUUUAUCCUGUCUCUCCCGGAAAGCCAUGCCACCUACUCCCGCUUAACAAGAAUCAUGGAAGCAUAUGCUCGUUACUCGGUCGAUAUCUUCCAGCCUCCUGUUUCUCAUGAUUCAUCCCACAGAGGGAGUGCCUCAAGUAUAGACCUGUCAAAUGAAGAAAAUGAUGACAUGGAGGUUGAAGAUGGCGGCAAUGAGGAGAGAGGGGAAAACAGUGACGUGCUGAUGGCCAGUGAGAGUUCUCAGGGAGAUAUGCAGAAUCAGUGGCCAGAAGACUGUGCUGGGGGAAGUGAUGCUGGUGCUGCAGAUAGUGGAGGAGGCAUUGAUGGGGGAGGCAGCAGUGAUGGAGGAGGAGGCAGUGAUGGAGGUGGAGGCAGUGGCUGUGAUGAACCUCCACAGCUCUCCUCUUCUCCCAGUGUCCGGGCAGUCCAGCCAAGGGGAAGCCUUCAGUUACCAUCUGCAACUCAGCUCUUUGUUAUAAGGCCAGUCAAUAACCGAGCUCAGAACCUACCUGCUCCUAAUGGGGAGACUUUAGAGGAUAAAGGUGAUGAACCUUUGGACCUGAGUGACAAAUAUUACCUUGCCAUGGAUUGGAGAACCAAUGAAAGGCUGCCUGUCCACUGUCUUGUUCAGAACAAAGAGGUGGACUGUGAAGUAGAAGGUUCAUACUCGGUGCAGCGGAACCAGCAGACGAGCCUGGAAGCAUGCAUUGAUCUCUUUACACAGCCUGAAAACUUAUCAGAGGGAGAUUCUUGGCGCUGUCCAAGAUGCAAAAUGCCAGUAGAAGCAACUAAACAAAUGAGUAUUUGGAGACUGCCUCAUAUUUUAAUAAUCCAGCUCAAGAGGUUCUCCUUCAAAUAUGUCCUCUAUUCUGACAAGAUUGACAAGUUCGUCCAGUACCCUGUAAGAGGGUUAAAUGUGCAACCAUACAUGUCGUGUGAGCCUGAGGAUGGGCCUGCAAUUUAUGACCUUUAUGGAGUGAUUAAUCACAUGGGUCGCCUGCUGGGGGGUCAUUACACUGCAUAUGCUCGCACCACAGCAAAACAUGACUCCAGACAGUCUGAACUUGACUGGAGGUUGUUUGAUGACAGCAGAGUGAAUUUCUGCCCAGAAUCUCGAGUAGUAAAUGAGCAAGCAUACCUACUCUUGUACCGACGUAGAGACACGCCAUUCACAGUUCACAGACCUCUGCCUCCCCCAGCACCAGUCGUCCAGGAGGAAACUGUACCUGAACAAACGGCAGAGAUGGAAGAAGUAACACCUAUGUCUAUUUCCUCAACGUCACAGCUCUCAUCCUCACAACCUUCCUCCUCAAGCCUAGAGGGCGAGGAACAAUUAAGUACCACUCAGGAAGAACUUGACUAAACCAGCGAGUAGUAGCACAACAUGUUUAGUGUUAAACAUGUUAUUGCAGAAAUGUGGAAAUAAUGGCACUUUCCUUUUCUAUACUUGUAAAGCAUUUCUGGUUGUUGUCAGGCACUUGGUACAGUACCACAAAGCAUGUCAGUAUUUCUUAUGCCAUCCAUCAGAAGAAAUCAUCUCCUAAAAGAUCAGGUUUGGUUGUAUAAUUAAUGUAGCAAAACAUAGAUUAGACAAUUUUUGAAUUUUAUGUAGUAUUAAUUUAUUUCAUUUUCUGCAUAAUUUAUUUUUUUUAAUAAUUGUAUAAAGAAAAUGUCCUCCACUUUAAGAACUGGAAGCACAGAGAGGAAGGUGAAUGGGGAGAGUUAGUUUUCAUGAAUUUGUGGUACAUUUUAUUUGCAAGCAGUGAUAAGGAGUAUUAGUGUCUUGUGUAAGAUCCACACUGUCAUAUAUUAUUAUAUGUGCUAAAUCACUGACACUGUAAAUAUAAUCUUUUAUUGAAAAUAAAGUGUAAUUCUGCAGGUGAUUAGUGUGCAUUAAUGACUCUAAAAUUGUCAGUUUUACCUCAGGUGAAGGAAUACAUUGUUUGGCAAGUGGCUGCAUGAUACAGCACUUUUUCUUCAUAACCUCAUAGUUCAACAAAAAUGCUAUAAUGACUUUAGAUUUGAGCUCUUUAAAAUGAAUAUUUCUAUAUUUAGAGAACCCUUGAUAAAUAAAUUAUGGAGUUCACAGAGCCAAAAACAAUAGUAGCUUUAAUAAGAAAAAAAUGUUUUAAUCUCCUUGAUUCACAGAGAAAGGAAUAAGGGCAACUUGCAAAUGCAUGUUAGUUAAUUGGACUUUCAUGGGUUUUACUGAAUUGUCUGUAGUAAAUCAAAUAAGGAUGCGUGUAAGAAUUGCAUUGGUUUUUUUUCUCUGUAAAUAAAUAAUUUCCUUGUAUUAUCCUUCAAAAGAAAGUCUUUUUCAAACCUUAUUUCUGCAUUUCACCUAGCAUUAUACAUAAAAGUUGCUCAGACAUAUAGGCAUUUGUUCAUGGACUUAAGUAAAUAACUGCAGAAAACAAAAGUUAAUUCUGUUGUCAUUUACUUUAGCCCUCCAAGCAUUCUCACUGAUUUUACAUUUUCUGGUAGGAGCACUUACUAACUGUAAGGUGUGGCAUUGGAAGGGUUUUUGUUUAUGGAUGGGAACAUUUCCAAAGAAAGAUUGUUCUUAUCACAUUUUCAUCAGUUGUGUAUUUUUACCUGUUAACAUAGUCUCCAUUAGGUCAUUAUGUUGAAUGGUGCAGUUUAUAAAAAGCAAAAUAAUGGUUGGUCAACUAGCAUUUCAUGUGUAAUUUUGUGGUGUAGGCAGUGAAAUCAAGCCCCAUUAUAUUGACCAUAGAGAACUUAACUUCUGGAGAGUUGGUAAUGUAACAAGUGUGAUUGUUUACUUCCAAAUCAAGGUUGUCAGAAUCUGUGAGGCGAACAUUGUAAAAGAAUAUGAAAGUUAGCAUUCGUACAGGAACAAAUUCCUUUUCUUAUAUUCAGAAUUGUAAAAUAAAUGUUCUCAAUUUCUAGCAGUGACAGUGCAGAGGUUAACUUAAUUGUGGAUUGUUGGCACUGUCCAGAACUCCAUGUGGUAUGGGUUACUGUGACACAUUUGUGUUGACCUGAUAAAUGUAAUGGUUUGUAAUCCUUUGUGUUGUCUAUAUCUUUACCUCAAAGUAGAUACAAAACACUUCUUCCAGUUAUUGUGCAAAAUUAAUUUUAUUACAGUCAUUCACUAAAAUAUAUUUGGAAGGAUAUUCUGAAUCUCUCUUAGAGAUCUUGCUAAAAAAAAAAUCAAAUAAGUAUGAUUUGUAACUUGAUAUUUCCUCCUUAUUUUGUUGACUUUUUUGUGUAUGUUGCAAGAAAGGAAAGGGAACUGUUUUGUUGGAUCUAGUAAUGAGUUUGGAUUCUUUUUUUCUUUUGUUUCUAUUUUCAUUUUUCUGUUUCCUUUCUUUCAAACAUGAGAAUAGCAAAAUAUAAUGUUUAUAGGUAUAUGAAUUAAAUACAUAUUAUGCCUGACCAUGAGUAACUAAUUUGGGUAGCUGGAAGAUACAGGUCAAACCUCUAAACCCUUCAGACUGAAGAUUUCAUCUUUACCCCUCCUAAAUAAUCCUAGUCUCUCGAAGGUGCAUUCUGAACUUUCAAGAAAUUUGAGCUUUCCAGAGAGGCAGUGUUUUUAGUUUCAUUGUUUUAACCCCAUGUCACCUGGAAAAUGCUGUUUUCAUUGUAGUAUUGUUUUGUGAAAUGUCAGUACACAUAGAUGACUCCACUGGUGCUCAGCCACCAGUUAGUAGACUUCAUGACCUCACCUGAUUUCAUUUUUCCUUGAGUUUGCAGGAAUUGUUUCCAUCUUCAUUGAUCAUGUUCAUAUAAAUAUUAUAAUUUUGAUAAUGUUCUUGACAUUACUAAUAUCAGUAUAAGAUGAAAGAAAAUAUUUCUGAAAAUCAAGGGAAGGGUUAAACAGGUACUAGUGACUUCGUACUUCUAGAGCCAUCUGUGUGUAAAGACAAUUAAUAAAUGGAACCCAUUGGGCAUAGACAUCCCUGGUGGCAUUGGGUUAAUCUUGGAGAAAUUGAUUCUAUGCUGAUGCUUGUAGAAAGAUAACUGGGCAUAAUGGGAGUUAGUUAAGCAUACCUUUCUUAUAAGGAAGUCAGCAAGUUUUUGGUAGCCGAGUCUGAUAAAUUAAUUGAUAAAAUAACCUUCUAAAAUAAUCAGUAAUUUUUAAGGUACAUGUCUUUAUUGUCUUCCUUUGUAUAUUGGAUUCAUAAUUAUUCACUUGUUGGCUUGUAAGAUGACAUAAUAGCAUUUGAAUGAGGUUAAUAUUAUUUCGGUGGAUUGACCUAUAUUGUUGCAUGCUAGUCUUGAUCUGGUCACAAUAAUUCUUGGUAAAUUAUUUUGUUAACUAAGUACUCAUUGAUUUUUUUUUUUUUUUUUGACUGUAUGACAGGACAUUAUUUUUUUCUUACCAUUAUUUUUCUUCGUAAUUCUUAGCGAACCAGGCCAGGCUAAUGUGUAUUUAGUUUGUCAGAAUAACACUGUGCUUUUCUUCAGAAUUACACUGCUGUUCUUUAUCUGUUUAUAAAACUGAAGGUAAAGUUUUCCCUCUCUAUAGCUAUAUACUUUGAGGAUGAGAGGGAAAAGUGCAGAGGUGGAAUACAGUUCAUGGAGAAUUUUAUGUAAUUGGUUUUUUUUUUUUUUCUGCCAUUUAUAGUUACAGUUUUGUAAGUGAUGUCUCCCCAUUUUUGUAAGUGUUAUAUGUUCUGAAGUUGCUUCCUAUUCUGGAUAUUUCUUUGGUUGCAUAAGCGGUUUCUAUAUGUUGAAAGUGCUAUGCAUACCUGAGUCUCUUGUAUCUCUUCAAUUCUGCAUGUAGUGCUACUGAAUUACUAGACACUGAUCUAGAACAUACCUCAUUUCAUGUGUUAAUAUGAUAAGGUUAAUUUAUUUGUGUGUGCAUUGACUGUGUUUCACCCAGUUUUCAACUCUGUUGGAUAGUUAACUGACUCUUAUUUGGAUGUUAAUACACAAGAUAAAACUUU
Messenger RNA from Penaeus chinensis, 7187 nucleotides. Its product is annotated as ubiquitin carboxyl-terminal hydrolase 19-like. NCBI's taxonomy places the organism in Eukaryota, Metazoa, Arthropoda, Malacostraca, Decapoda, Penaeidae. Gene Ontology annotation, molecular function: cysteine-type deubiquitinase activity. The record is from RefSeq and is a predicted model, not a curated record. The transcript has 19 exons. The coding region runs from base 197 to 3634 and encodes 1145 amino acids. Gene Ontology annotation, biological process: protein deubiquitination.